Rubroshorea leprosula is the source of this 1546-nucleotide messenger RNA. NCBI's taxonomy places the organism in Eukaryota, Viridiplantae, Streptophyta, Magnoliopsida, Malvales, Dipterocarpaceae. The record is from the annotation of a GenBank genome assembly.
GUUGAUUAGAGAUUUUUGGGUACCGUUUUGGGGCAAAGGAAUAAGUAAAGCUCAUGUAUAUUAAAGACUUUCUUAGUAAUUGAAUUGAAUUUUUGUUUUUUGUUAGGAACAAUUACAUCCAAUAGUAUUUGUGUUUGGUAUUGGGAAUCAUGGAUGAGAGAAUGAGGGCUGUUGCUGAAAGGGGAGACAUUGAUGCCCUGUAUGCACUAAUUCAGGAGAAUUCAUAUGUUUUAGAGGACAUUGAUAAAUUUCCUUUCAUUGACACUCCACUACAUAUAGCAGCCUUUAAAGGGCACAUUGAUUUUGCUAUGGAAAUGAUGAACUUAAAGCCAUCAUAUGCAAGGAAGCUAAACCCAGCUGGGCUAAGCCCCAUGCAUCUUGCCCUGUUAAAUUGCCAAAUUCAUAUGGUACGAUCAUUAUUAGAAUGUAAGAUGAUCUCCAAGAACAAAGUCAAUUUGAACGGCCAAUCAGCUUUGGAUAUGUUAUCCGGCCAAGUUAACAACAGCGAAACUGUAGACAUUCUUCGUCAAGCUGGAUGUCUAGAAGCUAAAAGCUUUCCUGAGCAAGCGCGUCAGAAAUUAGCAGAGUCAUUGAAAAAAAAAAUGUCUUGGUUACAGAAAUUACGAAGAACAAUGACGCGCCAGAAUAACAUGAUAUCUAGUGACAUGAGGAAUGCUAUGCUGGUAGUAGCUGUACUGAUCCUAACAGCUACCUACCAAACAUGUCUUACUCCACCUGGAGGUGUUUGGCAGGGUAACUUAGGUGACAACGAUUCUGGUGGCCCAAUGCGCAAUGGCUUAGAUUUCAGUCUCUCAAGUGGACCUGUCUUCCCAAACCUGUCUAACUCAACUGUACGUUGCAAUCCACAUGGACAUUCCACGCUACGUGGACGUUCCACUUCCUUACGUUAUGACUGCUUUCCUGAAAGCGAGCAACCUUCCGAUGCCACAAAUGCCACUGAAAGUAAGGUCGGGCUCUCAGUCAUGUCCACACCUAGUUUUAUAUACUUCUAUGUUAUAAACACUGCAACUUUCUUGAUUACAACAGCCGUAGUGUUUCUCCUACUUCCUGAUAACACAAUAAACCUGCGGCUUACCUUACCAGUCAUGUUAUUCAUUCUCUGCUACAUGGUGUCAAUGAUGUACCUAGCUCCAUUUCCAAUUCUAAAUUCCACUCAGCUUCAACCAUAUGCACCUAUUAUUAUGGCUACUGUGCUCUUCCUUAUCGUGUGUUUGCCUAAGUUUUUCAAUCUUAAUCUCCAAUCUUAAGGGGCUAGUUUAAAUGUUUCGGCUUAUUAAGAUUAAUGCAUGUUAAUUUUCUUUUUGGGUCAGCAUUAUGGAUGUUUUCUUGUAUAAGAACUUUGAUCAUCAAAAGGAAAGUUAUCGCGCGCUUGUAUUUGUAUUUUGCUUAAUGCUAGAUAUUUUCUUAAUAUGCUACUUUUCAUGUUGAGUACUUUUUAUUUCCUUAAUCAUGAACAGACCGUGAUGUUCCCAUUUCAAUGAUACAUUGAGAACUGUCAUGCCCUCAAUAAAAUAAGAGAAAUCAA